Molecule: messenger RNA, 735 nt
Organism: Penicillium manginii
Lineage: Eukaryota; Fungi; Ascomycota; Eurotiomycetes; Eurotiales; Aspergillaceae
Exons: 4
Coding region: 1-735 (244 amino acids)
Source: RefSeq, a predicted model, not a curated record
AUGUCGUCAAUUCGUAAAGCUACAGCCCCCUUUCGGCCCACUUGGAAGUCUCUGCCCGACAGCUGCGCAAACUAUCGCUGCGUCACUGAAUAUUGGAACGACUUGUCAAAGCGCAAAACAUACCUUGAAUGUGAUGCUCGAAAUUUGAAGGGCAAUUGGAAUAAAAGCAGGUUUUAUCUCGAUGAAAAUAUCAAGGCCGCCAAAGGUGGCAUGGACUAUCUUGUUAUUCCUAGCUACCGAGAUGAUACCUUGUCUUCUAAUCUCGUAUCCCCUCAUCCCAAGGUUGUCAUGAAGAAUGGAAAGUUGGACCUGACCGCGCACGGCCAGGGCCCUAACGGCCCAGUCUGGCGAACCGUAACGCUACAUGACCUCAUGAAUGAGGAUGGCGUGGUUUUCUCAUCUGGCGGGGGGUUGAGCCCGAAGGGACUUGCUGUUCGACUUGCCUGGAUAGAAGCAGACGAGGCGAAGAAAGCAGCUGAAAAAAUAAAGCGCGACGCAGCAAGAAAAGCGUUAGAGCCUCAAUUCAAGAAAGAGUGGCUGGAACUUCUUCGCAAGCAAAUCGAAGCAUUGGAGGAAAUGCGUGGUCAUCUACCUCCUGGCAAAGAGGAUCCCUGGGUAGAGACCAGAAUCAAGGAGAUACAAACUGACAUGGCAACAAUGGUCCCUUCAAUGCCGGACAGCUGGGUUUCGGAGAAACUUAAACAACUCUCAGAGCAAGAUGAAAAAGCGAAGUAG